Molecule: messenger RNA, 416 nt
Organism: Pelobates cultripes (western spadefoot toad)
Lineage: Eukaryota; Metazoa; Chordata; Amphibia; Anura; Pelobatidae
Source: the annotation of a GenBank genome assembly
AUGCCGGUGAGCAAGGUGGAACACCAUCUAAGAUGGUGGACGACACGUUUAUCCAGACUCCUGAAAGGGAGAUAUCUGCCACUCACCUGCGCUUAGAAGCUUUCUUCAAUGCCUUUUGGAGGAAGCUGGAGAGCAGGCUGGCUCCCACUGAAACCAUCGAGGCACCUCCUGAACCAUCCCACUUGUCCCCAAAGCGCCCUGCAGCUAACACCAUGGGCCCAAUAUACCGGUGCACAGUGGUAAAAGCAGCCUGCCUGCAAGCCCCGAAGCUCAGCACCACAAAGAAGGAAACACAUCGGGUCGGAGAGAGGAGGGGAGAGCAACUGCUGACCGAAAAUCUGCAGAGGUCAACUUUGGCUAAGAACCUGAGAAGCCAAGCAAUCUGGGACACUAAUUUUCCUGAAAUGGGGAUUUGA